This is a messenger RNA of Sinocyclocheilus grahami, 772 nucleotides long. RefSeq names its product interleukin-22 receptor subunit alpha-2-like. NCBI's taxonomy places the organism in Eukaryota, Metazoa, Chordata, Actinopteri, Cypriniformes, Cyprinidae. Gene Ontology annotation, cellular component: plasma membrane. The record is from RefSeq and is a predicted model, not a curated record. Gene Ontology annotation, biological process: cytokine-mediated signaling pathway. Bases 1 to 702 code for a protein of 233 amino acids. Gene Ontology annotation, molecular function: cytokine receptor activity; protein binding. The transcript is spliced from 6 exons.
AUGUAUGCCCUGACUGGACGUCAAAGCCUGGCACUUUUUUUUGCGAUUAUCCUUCUCUGUUGGGCAGACUGCAGCCCCUCUCUGCAGGAUGAUUUGGCUCCCCUUGAAGUAAAGUUCCAUUCUUUGGACUUCAGAAAUGUCUUACACUGGAAACAUCCACAAAAAGCCCUCAAGAACCUGACAUAUUUUGUUCAGUAUAAAAUAUAUGGAGACAAAGAGUGGACUAAUUCUGAGCACUGUCAAGGCAUCCGGUUGCUGGAGUGUGACUUGAGCCAGGCGACGUCAGAUCCCAGAGAAUGGUACUAUGCCAGGGUCCGUUCCUUCUCCUCUGAGGGCUUCUCAUCAUGGGUCCUUAGCCACAGGUUUUACCCUCAGUGGGAAACCAGUUUCAGCCCACCGCAGAUAAAGGUGACCAUGACAGGACGGAUCAUUUCAGUUCAGAUCAGACCUCCGAGGACACCUCUGCGAGGACAGAAAGGCUCUAGGAUACGAGUGACAAAACUGCAGAAACUAACAUUUAGAAUAUACCUAAUGCACAAUGAUGUAGAAGAGGAAGUUUAUGAAACAGACAGUUGCUCCAAGGAGCUUGUGAUUGAGGGGCUACGUCCAAAAACCACCUACUGCCUUCAGGCUAUGUCCGUUACUCCUCGCUCAGGCCGAAAAAGCUUACGGAGUUCCAGCACCUGCAUCAGCACUCAUUGAGGACUUAGUGUCUCCCACAGGGUGAGGCUGCUUCUGGACCUUUGUUCAACAUGAAAAUUACACACAUACA